AAUCGCGUUGCGGCGCUUUGGAGAGACGCUGAGGCAGCUCUGCCAGGAUACUAACAGCUACGGAAAAGGGCUAAAUAGUCGCUGAGAGAAGAAGAAAUCCUCCAACAGCCGCGUUGUUUUCAGCGAUGUAGAGAAAAGGGACUGUAAGAAAGCAGGACCCAUGACCCUGACACGAGGAUCCUUCACCUACUCCAACGGCGAGGAGUACCACGGGGAAUGGAAAGAAGGUCUGCGUCAUGGCCUAGGUCAGCUGACCUUCAGCGACGGGACGUGCUACACCGGACAGUUUGAGAACGGCCUCUUCAAUGGCUGUGGGGUGCUGGUGUUUCCUGAUGGCUCCAGGUAUGAAGGUAACUUUGUGCAGGGAAAGUUCCAAGGUGCCGGCGUCUUCACUCGCUUCGAUGGCAUGAGGUUUGAAGGCGAGUUUAAAGGCGGAUGUGUGGACGGCUACGGAGUGCUGAUGUUUGUGGACGGCGGCCCCGGCGGAGGAGGAGGCGGCAGCCACGAGGGCCUGUUUGAGACCAACCAGCUGAUGAGGAGAGAGAGCAGCCAGGGAGCCGUGCAGAGGGCCCAGGCAGCAGCCGCCAAAGCCCGAGCCCUGGCCAUGUGACCUGGACUUCAUCACCCCCAGAGCUCCAGCACCAGGAUCAUCCUCCCACCAUCCUGCUCUUGGUUUGAGCUGCUGACAAUGUUAUCUUCUCAUCCAGUCUCCUUGACUGCUGUAGUUCAACAUUUUUGUUCUUUUACAUCUACGCUACCAUUCAAAAGGGUUAGGGUCACUUAGAAAUGUCCUUAUUUUUGAAAGAAUGAAUGAGGAUAACAUUAAAUGAAUCAUAAAUCCAGUCUAGUCAUUGUUAAUGUGGUAAAUGACUAUUCUAGCUGGAAACAACUGAUUUUUAAUGGAAUAUCUCCAUAGGGGUACAGAGGAACAUUUCCAGCAACCAUCACUCCUGUGUUCUAAUGCUACAUUGUGUUAGCUAAUGGUGUUGAAAGGCUAAUUGAUGAUUAGAAAACCCUUGUGUUAUUAUGUUAGUACAUGAAUAAAAGUGUGAGUUUUCAUGGAAAACAUGAAAUAGCCUCGGUGACCCCAAACUUUUGAACGGUAGUGUACAUAUCCCUUUUCUUUUAUUUCUCAUACCUGCAAUUUGCCGUGUUCUACAGUAAGCUAAUGUGCGCUAACACGACCACUGAUUCAGGAUUGGCUGAGCCAAACACAGAUUUUAGUCAAUGAACUGGUGCUUAAUCUGCUUCAGGUUCAGAUAACUUGAUGAAACUCUGGAUUCAAAAGUGCAUCUGGAAAACACUGAUUUGGUGAUUUUCAUGUCAAAGAACAACUGGACUAGAUGUGGAUUUCAACUGGGAUAGAUUUAGUUUAAAAGUUUUUUAGAAAUCUAGGUGACUGUUUUUAUAAAUUCAGACUCUUGUUAUUGCUGCUCAUCAAUUCCAGUCAAACUCCUCAUUGGAUCCUUUAGUGAGUCUGAUCCAUUUCAGUUCAAAGCAGCUAAAAGCUAAAAGAACUGAAUUACAGAAAAGAGUAAAGCAGAGAACACAAACCAAUGAGGGUCUUAUUGGACCACAAAAUCAGUCCAGUGGUGACUGUGCAGUGAUGCUGGGUAGCUUCUCUCUGGCCUACAGAGAGCAUAUUAAGCAGACAAAGUUACAUUUUGGGCCUUUAUUGACAAUUUAUUUCUCCACCAAGGAGGAGUUAUGUGAUGAUCGGCAUUAGUUUGUCUGUCUGUCUGUCUGUUAGCAACUUUACUCAAAAACGGACUAACGGAUUUGAACGAAAUUUUCAGGGAAGGUCAGAAAUGACACAAGGACCAACUGAUUAGAUUUUAACAGUGAUGCGGCUUAUAGUCUGGAUCCACAGAUUUGUUAAAGAUUUCUGUGUCAUUGUGAGAUAGCGGCACGGCGUCACUGUAACUGUGACAACAAGUGAACACUACGUCAGCUGCCUGCUGCGAUCACAUGAUUGUGAUCCUACUACAAAUCCACCACUGUGGACUUAUGUGGACUUAUCCGUCAGAAAUGAUACGACUGAGCAGCCUUGGCGGAGUACUGCUCCCUCUACGUGCUUUUCUAGUUAAAUUAAUGUUUUAGCUCAGUGCUGGCAAUGAAUGAUACAACAGCUAAUGUCGCCUGAAUGAUUUGUACACACAAAAGAGAAUAUAGUGGAUAUUAUAAUUCAUAUAGUAAAUGAAAUGCAGGCAGGAAGCGGCCUACAAAAUGGGACCAACAUUCAGUAUCCAACUCUGGACAUGGGCGUUUCAUGUUAAAAUAUAUUCUUUAAAAUGCUGCUAAAACAAAAUGUACAAGAACUGUUGGAAACAAUUUACAGGUCUGUAAUAAGAUCCUGAUAAUUUCUGAGGUAGGUUUCCACAAAGAACUAUGUCAUUUGGUACUAAUUAUAUAGAAUAUGGAGACCGUGCUGAAGUGGAACACCUUCAGUUAAUUAAUUCCAAUGAACUAGUUAAUUGCUUUAGACAGUGCAGCAGAGGUCAGCUGAUACUGCAGAAAUGUAAAAUUUGUCCACAUGCAAGUGUACAAUUCAACAUAUGGUCUGUGGCAAUUACAUUUUCACUAAUUACUGAAUAAUGAAAAAAUGUAGUUGUCCUGUUUUUUUGAGAAGAAUCCACCAGAAAUCUGCUUAAAAACUCGGCACAGUUUAGCUCUAACUAAAAUACCUGAAAUAGCAAAGGUUUGCCCUCGUUGUUCCUGUAUUUUGGAGCAAUAAAUAUAGGAAUAACACCUACUUUCCACUACAUUUGAACUAAAUCCGGUUUUAAUUUACACAUCAACACAUACUUUGAUCAUCAAAUCACCAAAUCAGGGUUUCCAGCCUUCCCUUUAAGAGAUGCGUUUGUUCUGACUUCUUAGUGGUGCUCUAAUCAGAAUAUAAAUUGUUUACUGUAAGUUAGAAAUGUAAGAAGGAUGUACUGUCGGUCUUGGCUGAAGAAAAUGUGAGCAAUUUUAUCUUUUCACUCAGUGCCGUUACAGCUCAGUCUGAUUUCCAAUCAGCGGGAACAUCCUCCUCAGUGCCAACCACACAGUGCCAACAGGCUGCAGCUGAUCCAGAGUCAGUGGCUCUUCAUCACAGAAGGGUGGAGGGUGGGGGAUGAGCAGCAGAGGGGAAUGGAAGUGGCCGUCAUUGUGGCAGGCGGCAGUAAUGAGUGCAAUUUCUGUUUUGGAGGUGCAAUUUGAUAAUAGCGUGCAAUUUCUGCCUGAAAGCAAGAUUUCCCUUCCACCGGCUUUUACGUUACGAGACAGAGAGUGGGCUGUUUUGUCUACAAAAGAGCCCAGAGAGAGGCUCAUCUGAUGAAGUAGAGGCUGCAUGUCAAACGACUGAACACGACGGGUUUCAUUACAGAAAUACAUGCAUGCUUCCUGACAUGAAAUUUGAGAUGUUUCAGAGCCCGUCUCGUAAGCAAAGACGUUUAUAGCAGGAGUGUCAAACUGAUUUUGGUUCAGGGGCCACAUUCAGCCCAGUUUGAUCACCAGUGGGCUGAACCAGUAAAAUCAAAGCAUAAUAACCUAUAAAUAAUGACAACUCCAAAUGUUUCCUUUGUUUUAGUGCAAAAAAGGUUCACAUUUAAGGAAUUAUCUUUUUACAAAACAUCAUGAGCAACCUGAAAUUUCUUAAGAAAAGUAAGAUCAAUUUCAACAACAUUAUGCCUCAGUUUGUCAUUUAUACAUUACAACUUACAGAUCACAGAGUGUCUACAAAAACACAAAAGAUUUAAUCACAGAUAUCUGGAACUGAACAAUGUUGUAUUUUACUGUAUGAUCAAGGACAAGUCAGACAAAAAAAGGCAACAAAACAAGACAAAAUUUUACAAAAAUCAGACACAAAAUGACCAAAAAUUUGACAAAAGAAAUUGCAAAGUGACAAAAAAACGACAUGAAACAAAACAAAAAGGCAAAAAAUGAGACAAAACAGUUACAAAGUGACAAAAAAAUACACAAAUGACACAAACAAGACAAGAAAUGGCAAAAGCAAGAAACAAUACGACAAAAAAUAAGUUAAAAAAAACACAAGCAAGACAAAAAGGAAACAAAAUGACAAAAAUAUGAGGCAAACGACACAACUCUGAAAAAAAAGACCAAAAACAAGACAAAAUAUUACAAAAACAAGGCACAAAAUGACAACAGAACAAUGAACGAUUUAGUAUUUUACUUUAUGAUCAAAACAAUUUGUCAUGGUCUAGAAAAUAUUUUAAAUUUAUAAUUUUCCAAAUUUACAAUUUACAGUUAAUGUCUUCCCUGUAAUUUUUACAUUUUACAAAGUCGGCCCACAGGCCGGAUUGGACCCUCUGGAGGGCUGGUUUUGGCCGGCGGGCCACUUGUUUGACACCCCUGGUUUAGAUCAUUUGUCUCUUUUAUCAUAAAUAUCGCGUUGUUCAUCUGUGAAGAUUUAUUUACCAGAUGACACUUAUUUCUGAUGGUUUUUGUGUGUUUUUAAAAUGAAACUCUUCACUCAGUGCAUUUCUUUCCAGGGAGGUAAAAGAUUCUCGGCUGCCGUCUGCAGCUUUUUUUUCUACUCUUCACAACCCCUAAUCAAGGAUGUCACUUUUGAUGUUUACUGUUUGUGUGUAAUUCAUCAACUCCCCCUCCUAUCCCAAAAGAGAAAAAAGAAAGAGGAAAAAAAGCACCAUUGUUGUGAAUUUAACAGCGCUUGUGAUAAGCUCUAACACAUACUUCACGUGUGCGUCGUGCCUGCUGGGAAUCAGCGUCUGUCCAUGUAAUGAGACUGCUGUAGAUGUGUGCCGUCACACUGCUGGGGGGUGGGGUAUUAAAUGAGAAAAGGACUUAAUUGUCAGUUAUGUGAAUAUCUCAGAGUGCUAUUAAUUUUGGUUGUGGAUUUGGGGGCUGAUGCCUUCCCUGCUGACCCGUUUGACAGCGACAUCAAAAACAACUGAACUGGCAUCUCACACCUUUUAAUUGGCUCUGGGAUGUGAACAGACACUGUUAAAUGACUGCUGCCUUUAGCAGAGCUGGUGUUCAAGGGGAGAGCAUCCACUGAAAUCAUCUGUCUAUCUUAGACACUGUGUUUUUCUUGGUGAAAAUCUUGUGAUCUGUGCUUUAAGUGAUUUUAUUUUUUACGUUGUCGUGUACAAUGGUGGAAAAAAGUUUUCAGACACCCUUAAAAUUUGACCCAAUCUCAAAUAUUAUCGUGAAAUAUUUGUGGAAAAAUCUUAUUUGUGUUUCAAAAGGUGUGGCUGUAUUAGACAAACACAAAUGAUAUUUUUUUUUAGCUGUCGGACACGAUUUAAGAAGUUAAUCUAAUUAAUUUGAGCCAUUGUAAUUAAUUAAUCUCAAUAAUCACGUAUUUGUCAAAUAGCAACAUUUGACACGAUUAGCAAAAUUUUUCACUUCAUAUAAAUUUUGGUUGAUGACUGAAUCGAUGAAUGUUAACUUAAACAACAGAAAUGUUUGUGUUUCAUUGAUCUUUAUCUGCAUUUUUCAUCUGUCUACUACAUUCACAGAUUACUGCAAACUCAAAGUGCAAUUAUAGCGAUUAUGUUCAACAUUUUUACCCUGUAAAACCCAAAUAUAGAAAAAAAAUAGCAAAAAUUAUAUAUAUAUUUACAGGGUUAAGACUGUUUGUAAACUCAAACACUUUUAGCGUGUUGAAAAGUGGUCUAUUAUGGGAUGGCUACACUGGACUGUUGUAGUUAACGUUGGUGCGUCGACUCAGAGCUCAUUUGCAUAAAGUAGUUUCAUUUAUGCAAAUGUGGCUCGGGGAGCGGAGGUCCGACGCAUCGUGAAACUUUCAUUAAACGUCUGAACCAGUCGUCAAACUAAAACGAGGAACGAUUCAGCAGAUUAUUUCUCACUUCAAAUGCUUUCAGAAAUACUUUUUGCUGAAAGUUUGCAACUGAUGUUGAAAACAGACUUUAGGUUCAUUACUACCACCUACUGGGCUGGAGUGUUCAUCAGUGUUCCCAGUGUGCCAGAAAUUAGGGAACUGAGAAAGGUGCAAUUAAAUGCAUAUUUUUAGCACGUUAUUUUGUCUGUAAUUAAUUAAUCGAAAUUAACGCGUUAAAGUCCCAGCCCUUUUUUGUUUUUUUGUUUAUUGUUUACAAGAAAAACUAACAAAACUAAAUUCUUGACAGUUUCAGUAUGUCAGUUUUCAACAUUGUCGGUAUCAAAGUCAACAAAUAACAGAGAAUGUGUUCAAAACUGAACAGAAAAUAGAUAAACAUCACCCUAUCAAAUUAUUAUUUAGUAGUUCUGCCAUUAGCAGCAGUAGAGCUCUAAUCCUGGCUGGCAUGUUCCCCACAAGCAUUUCACACUGUUGAGGGCUAAUCUUGUCCUAUUCUUCUUGAAUUACUGCUUUUAAUUCUUCUAUAUUCUUUGGGUGAUGCUUUGAAAUGGCGUCAACCAAAGAAUUUCGUAUUUUGACUGUGACUAUACUAAAAUAAAUUGCACUUGAAGACCUAAGAGUGAUUCUUAAUGCAAUAUUUCACAAAUGCAUGGGGUGUCCAAACUUUUUCCCACCACCAUAUUUAACUGAAUGAUCCCAUGUUCCUUCAACAUGAAACCCUUUAAAAUGCACCUUAAAAGCUCAACUUGAAAAGUUGCCAUUUGAUAUUAACGUAAACUGUUGUUAUGAGUUAUUCUGUCCCACGUUGAUGUGACUGAAUUCACUAUUUCACUGUGAUGAGUGUCCAUGAGGAAGGCAAAAUCCACCCUAAAACUAAACUCGCAGGUUUCCUUCCACCUCAGAUAGGUGAUGAAAAGUCCAAACAGGAUCUCAAGAGAUCUGCAGUGAAAGAAAAGAUUGCUUAAACUAAAUGUCAGGUAUUGAUUUUCUUUUCUGAAAUGUGGAAAGAAACUAUGUGAGUUUAGUUUUAGAGGAGAUAUCAAUAUAAGGAGACUUGAUGCCAUUUAAAUGAGUUACUUUAGCAAAACACGUCAGUGUCGAAGUUGUUCUGAUCUACCGUUAUCACCUGAGGCUCUAUGACUGUUUCAUUUGCAUCUAAACUCUGUUGUUGUUGUUGUUGUCUUCAGUUGAAUGGAAUUUUUUUAUGUACACUACCAGUCAAAAGUUUGGACACGUCUUCUCAUUUAAUAUUUUUUCUUUAUUUUCGUGACUGUUUACAUUGUAGAUUCUUACUGAAGGCAACAAAACUAUGAAUGAACACAUAUGGAAUUAUGUAGGAAACAAGAAACGUGCGAAAUAAGUCAAAACAUGUUUUAGAUUUUAGAUUCUUCAACAUAGCCACCCUUUGCUUUGAUUACUGCUUUGCACAUUCUUACCAUUCUCUGCAUGAGCUUCAUGAAGUAGUCACCUGAAAUGGUUUUCCAACAGUCUUGAAGGAGUUCCCAGAGAUGCUGAGCACUUGUUGGACCUUUUUCCUUCACUCUGUGGUCCGUCUCAUCCCAAACCAUCUGGAUUGGGUUUAGGUCAGGUGACUGUGGAGGCCAGGUCAUCUGACCUAAGCAGCACUCCAUCACUCUCCUUCUUGGUCAGAUAGUCCUUCCACAGCCUGGAGGUGUGUUUGGGGUCAUUGUCCUGUUGAAAAAUAAAUGAUGGUCCAACUAAACGCAAACCGGAUGGGAUGGCAUGUAGCUGCAGGAUGCUGGGGUAGCCAUGCUGGUUCAGUGUUCCUUCAGUUUGGAAUAAAUCCCCAACAGUGUCACCAGCAAAGCACCCCCACACCAUCACACCUCCUCCUCCAUGCUUCAUGGUGGGAACCAUGCAUGUAGAGACCAUCCAUUCACCUUUUCUGCGUCAGAAAGACACGGCGGGUGGAACCAAAGAUCUGAAAUUUGGACUCAUCAGACCAAAGCACAGAUUUCCACUGGUCUAAUGUCUAUUCCUUGUGUUUCUUGGUCCAAACAAAUCACUUCUGCUUGUUGCUUUUCCUUAGUAGUGGUUUCUUAGCAGCUAUUUGACCAUAAAGGCCUGAUUGGUUCAGUCUCCUCUGAACAGUUGAUGUAGAGAUGUGUCUGCUGCUAGAACUCUGUGUGGCAUUUAUCUGGACUCUAAUCUGAGGUGCUGUUAACUUUCCAUUUCUGAGGCUGGUGACUUGCAUGAACUUAUCCUCAGCAGCAGAGGAGACUCUUGGUCUUCCUUUCCUGAGCGUAGAGCUUGAUGGUUUUUGCGACUGCACUUGGGGAUACGUUCAACGUUUUUGAAAUUUUCCAGACUGACGGACCUUCAGUUCUUCAAGUAAUGAUGAACUGUUGUUUCCCUUUACGUAGCUGAUUGGUUGUUGCCAUAAUAUGGAUUCUAACAGUUGUCAAAUAGGGCUGUCAACUGUGUACCAACCUGACUUCUGCACAACACAACUGAUGGUCCCAACCCCAUUAAGAAGACAAGAAAUUCCACAAAUGAACCUUGUCAAAGCACACCUGUGAGGUGAAAACCAUUUCAGGUGACUACCUCAUGAAGCUCAUGGAGAGAAUGUUAAGAGUGUGUAAAGCAGUAAUCAAAGCAAAGGGUGGCUGCUUUGAAGAAUCUAAAAUAUAAAACACAUUUAGACCCAUUUCACACUUUUUGUUUACUCCAUAAUUCCAUAUGUGUUCAUUCAUAGUUUUGAUGCCUUCAGUGAGAAUCUACAAUGUAAAUAGUCAUGAAAAUAAAGAGGCAAAGCCUGUAUCUGUAUUAUGAAACUGUCACUUAAUUCAUCCUCGUACGACGACUGAAGAUGUAAUCAAUGUCUUUAAUGUCAUUAAUUCCACAAUCUUCACUCCUCACACUCUUUCACACACUCAAGCUUGUGCUGUCCUCCUGUGUGGCACAAAAAUCAAGUCUGAAUCUCAAAAAAAAAAAAAAAAAAUACAAGCGUUUAUUGAGUGCCUGAACAAAAACGUUCUUCUACUGUGCUUUGAAUACUUUGAAUAUUGCCUGACUGUUUUACUAACUUUUUCUUAAGCGUCACUGCUUUUUUUAACGCUCUUUGUCUUUUCAGUGGAGAAAAGUUUAAACAUUUGUUUUGGGCUCAGUUUUAGGCACAACAGACAGUUUCAAAAAGCUUGAAGAUGAAGAGUCAGGCAGUAGAUGUAACUGUGUUUAUAUAAUAAAAUAAUAAAGGGAUUCAGGAAAUAUGAUUUUGAACUUUCAAAGGGAAACUAAUCAAAUGUCUGGGGUCCCACAUUAUCUAGCUGUUAUUUUAUUUUAUUUUUUUGAGUUUUUGCUCAAAUAAAACAGUAUACUCUAACAAUUUAACAUUUUAAAAUGAGGUAAAUUUAGUUUCUACAUUGUAAUAAAAGAUUCUACUGAGUUGCAUUAUGGGAAAUGUAGGAUUCAUGGAGUUGUGACAUGUCUACGUGGGUCAUUUCAGAAUUGGAGGACAUUUGGGCUUCAAAAUAUUAGUGUAUGUUGAAGUAGUGUAUGUUUGAAAUGAAAUAAAGAAUAAAAAUCCAGGUCUACUUUCUAGCUUUUCUCUCAGCCGUGAUCCUUAUUCUAAAAUUAUUUUUGAUCUGUUCUGUUUUUUACAGACUUAAUUUGAUUUUCCUCAACCAGAAUCCUUCAGUUGUGAAAUCAAUUCACAAUAUGGUAAAGACAAUCUCAGAUCCACUUCAGAGCUGUGUAACAAUGCAAACGGUAUUUCAGAGCUUUAUGAAAAUGAAGAGAAAAAAAUACAAAAUGUUAGGUUGACCAAAGGGUUAGGGUUGUAAGGAUGCAUUCUGGUCUGAAACACCAAAAUGCAUCCUUACAAUCUUUAUUUACUCAUAUUUGUGAAUCAUGUGUAGAUAAUGUGGGACCUCGUGAGAAAUCCUCUGACAUGUGUUGUAUGUUUCACACGGGGGUUUUGUCCCUGUUUUUCGGCACCUUUAAACACUGAAAAGUCAUCUGAGAACCUGAGGCCCGUUGUUUUCGUCACGAAGCCAUAGCUGUCACUUUUGUCGUUUUGCGGUGAAUCUGUUGCAAGACGAUGAUGUCAUGAAGAAAUGUUUGGUAUUUUUGAAUCCACAGAUGAAACAAUAAAUGAAAAAAUAAAAUGCACGAAGCUCAACCGGA
Messenger RNA from Amphiprion ocellaris (clown anemonefish), 9970 nucleotides. Its product is annotated as MORN repeat-containing protein 4-like. The record is from RefSeq and is a predicted model, not a curated record. The coding region runs from base 161 to 610 and encodes 149 amino acids. The transcript has 5 exons. NCBI's taxonomy places the organism in Eukaryota, Metazoa, Chordata, Actinopteri, Pomacentridae.